This is a messenger RNA of Myxocyprinus asiaticus (Chinese sucker), 1671 nucleotides long. Its product is annotated as claudin-5-like. Gene Ontology annotation, cellular component: plasma membrane; bicellular tight junction. Gene Ontology annotation, molecular function: structural molecule activity. The transcript has a single exon. Gene Ontology annotation, biological process: cell adhesion; bicellular tight junction assembly. NCBI's taxonomy places the organism in Eukaryota, Metazoa, Chordata, Actinopteri, Cypriniformes, Catostomidae. The record is from RefSeq and is a predicted model, not a curated record. Bases 205 to 852 code for a protein of 215 amino acids.
GGUCUAUAACAGCAUCCUCCCAGCUUACUCCAGCAGAACAUUCCCACUGCUCCUCAUCCUGCAACACCACCUGUCUGCCAAGCAAUGAGAUUUUUCUGCUUAAAACACCUGCAUGUGGUUUUAACAAAUUACGUGAUCUAGUUGCCUGACUUUAAAAGAUUUUUUUGCAAUAAGAUUUAUAUAUUUUUAUUUUUUGUCGCAAAGAUGAUUUCUGCAUGCCUGGAGUUUAUCGGUCUUGGCUUGAGCGUCACUGGGACCCUUUUGGUGAUGGUGGCAUGUGGGUUGCCCAUGUGGAAAGUGUCCGCCUUCAUCGAGGGCAACAUUGUGGUAGCACAGAACAUCUGGGAUGGCCUGUGGAUGUCCUGCGUGGUCCAAAGCACAGGUCAGAUGCAGUGCAAGGUCCACGACUCUGUCCUGGCACUGACCACAGACCUGCAGACCGCUCGGGCUCUGACGGUCAUUUCAGCGGUGAUGGGUGUCCAGGGUUUGAUGGUGACCAUCGCUGGCGCUCAGUGCACCAACUGCAUCAGCAAAGAGUCCAUCAAAGCCAAAGUGGUGAAUGCCGGAGGGGUCAUAUACAUAAUAUCCGGCUUGUUUGUGUUGGUGCCCUUGUGUUGGAUGGCCAACAACAUCAUCUCAGACUUCUACGACCCUCAAGUUCCUUAUGCAAAGAAGAGAGAAAUUGGGGCUGCUCUCUACAUUGGAUGGGCAGCAUCUGCCAUGCUUCUGCUCGGAGGAGCAUUUCUGUGUUUCUCCCGUCCGCAUGAUGAAAAAUCCUCGUAUCCCCUCAAGUACGCUCCCACAAAGAGCGCAACAAUAAAUGGAGACUAUGAUAAACAAAACUACGUCUGAUCACCAACAGAAUGGACUAGUGGUUCAGUGCAUAAAUGGAUUUAUUUGUGGUUUUGGGUUUGGGUAGUUGAACUUGGCACUUGAAGAUUCAACAGCAAGAUUUUAGUUUGAAAUGUAUAUGAUUGUUUAGUGGAUAAUGUAUGUUUCUAGAUGCUGUUGCUUUUUUAAUCACCUUUUUGUAAUUCACUUAAAGAGUCCUGCAGUGUGACAAAUGAAUUUAUUUAAUUCAUAUGAAAUCAUAAAACAACUUCAUGCAUACUAAUUAUACAAGAACCAGAAAAUUCUGUUUACAAACAGUUUUAGAUGAAGAAUAGCAUGUCAACUGCCCAUUUACAUGCAACAGGUCACCAACAUCAAGACUGUAUUGUGCUGUAUCAAACUACAUGCAAGCAUUCAGUUAAUGUACAUACUCGAUUACUGUUUGAAUUAAAGUAUUUUGUGCUACUUAAAUUUGCUCUUUUCACUGUAUGUCUUGGUAAUAAUAUAUUAGAUAUACACUGGUAUUUUUGUGUCUUUAUAUAUGACAGUAUAGGGUCAGAGCCCAUUUGUUUGCAUGUGAUUUUAAUCACUGUGGCUUAAGGGGGGCGAAGAGAGGGUCGAUGUUUCAUGUUUUUGUUCUGCUUUCUGAGAGUGCACUAAUUAGACACGGUCUGUACGCUUCAAAAGAAUGCUGAAUAAUGCCUAUUGUUCUACUUAUAGAUUCCAGACUGCAACAUUUUCAUGAAAAAACAUGUACAUGUUUUGAUAACCUAAACCUUCUGAAGUGUACAUUAUUUUAUCUGUUCACAUUUAAAUAAAAAAUAAGAUUUUUGUUUUACA